This is a messenger RNA of Macrosiphum euphorbiae (potato aphid), 276 nucleotides long. Lineage: Eukaryota; Metazoa; Arthropoda; Insecta; Hemiptera; Aphididae. The record is from the annotation of a GenBank genome assembly.
AUGUCUAGAUUAAAAAGAAAUUUGGAAAAACUUACUGAAGAAAAUAAAAAGCUAAAUGAGAGAAAUGCUGAGUAUAAAAAUAUUAUUUUUCUUCAAAGAGAAAAGAUUAAAUGGUUUGAAGACUUUGUGAAUUUAGAAGAACAGCAAUUUGAAAAUCGAUUUGGUAAUAUUUUAUCAACAAUAUUCACGCCCACACAAAUCCAGUUACUAUUGCAUCCAAAAAAAACAGUUCCCAAGUGGACUACUGAAGAUAUAUAUGUUCUGCAAUCACUUUAA